This is a messenger RNA of Oncorhynchus kisutch (coho salmon), 11784 nucleotides long. RefSeq lists its product as uncharacterized. The transcript is spliced from 13 exons. The record is from RefSeq and is a predicted model, not a curated record. Lineage: Eukaryota; Metazoa; Chordata; Actinopteri; Salmoniformes; Salmonidae. The coding region runs from base 27 to 1277 and encodes 416 amino acids.
AGUACGGCUAGGAGGACGACGACGAAAUGAUGGCGACCGCCGCAGAAGAAAUAUUUCAAAGCCCAUAUCCCAUUUCUGAGCGCCAUGUCACGACUAUGUCCAUCAAAAUUACGCGGAAAAACCAGGAUAAACCCUGGAAAUUGAGAUUAAUUUACCUGCAGUGCUAUUUUAUGUCAAUUGCAACGAUACUGGGAACUGGAAUCUUAGGACUUCCUGUCACAAUAGCACAUGCAGGACUCUUGCCUUUCCUGGUCUCCUUUAUAAUUGGUUUCUUUGUGCAGGCUCUCCUCAUAUACCUCUUUGUUGACCUGCUCCAGCGAUGCCAAGUUGUCCAGAUUGAGUCAUUGAAGACUACAGAGACAGAGCGAAUUCUAAUGCAAGACGUUGGAUUGGAGGACCCUGUUCUCACUAAUACAGAGGAGGAGGAAGAGGAGGUGGAGGAUGGGGAAGAAGCAGACACAGGCCUCCUGCAGCAGGACGCGGCCAGACAGACUCUGGAGGAGAAGCUGCAGCCUAAUCUCCAUGUGUUGGGGCUCCUCUUCCUCAGCAAACCUAUGAGCCAUGCCUUCAACUUCAUCCUACUCUUCCAGUUUGUGUCUAUUGGGAUCAGCUAUGUCCUAGCUGGCAGUGAGGCCUACGCCGCUCUUCUACAUGUGAGCCAUAUCUAUGUCAUUCCUGGGUUUACCUGGACACUCUCUCUUGGAAUCCUGCUGGCUCAGAUGGUCAUUCAGCCAAUCACGUCGCUACUGACCCUCCUGAAAGGCAUCAUGCUGAUCAUCACAGUGGCCGUGACAUUUGCUUUGGGGUCAGAAGUUCAACAGGAGACCACAAAUGACUUCAGCCAAAUUGGUAAACCUUUCCUAAUGGGCACCGUUGCACUGGGAGGUAUUGUCAACGUGAUGCCUCUCCUGUUCUCAGAAAUAUCUCACAACAAGACACAGAUCAUGUGGUUCAGAAGAGUCAUACUGGGAGGACUAGCCACAUGCACUGUUCUGAAUAUAUUAUGGUGCUGGGCUGUUUUGGAGAUCGUCCCCCAGAUGUCAGUUCAGAGGGUUAUGGAGGAAAGUGUGGUGAACACUACCAGUGGUGUCGUCUCUGAGUCCUCUCCAACAGCCUACACCAUGGUCUACUCCAACAUCUCCCUGGAGGAGUCAGAGAAAGCAGGAGAGAUUGCAACAAUCCGAACAUCUUCAAUGCACAUUGGUAUAAGUGUCUGGAACUGGGGAGAUGCGAUACCAUUCUUCCACGAGAAAUUCCAUAAUUUGGUGUUUUGUUGAUGGUGGUGGAAAAUACUGUCUCAGGCACCGCUCCAAAAUAUCCCAAGUGUUCAAUUGGGUUGACAUCUGGUGACUGAGACAGCCAUAGCAUAUGGUUUACAUCGUUUUCAUGCUCAUCAAACCAUUCAGUGACCACUCGUGCCCUGUGGGUGGGGACAUUGACAUCCUAUGGGGGACUUAGCCAUGGUAGCCAAAAGAAUGGGCUGCCCAGAAUUUGUAUAGAUAUACCCUAAGCAUGAAGCAAUGUUUUAAUUGCUUAAUUAACUAAGGAACCACAACAGUGUGGAAGCACCUGCUUUCAAUAUCAUUUGUUUCCCUCAAGUGUGUCAAUUAUUUUGGCAGUUACUUUAUGUACAGUUGUUAAGAUACUGUAUGUGGAUAGCUUGAAGUGGACCAUCCUCUAGUUGUUUUUUAUGGCUGCCAUUACCUCAAAGCAAAGAAAAUAAAUAUUUUUCAUAGCACCUCAGGUAGCCACUCCGUUUUACUCCAAAAUGCAUAAUUAUCGAUAAUACGGUGGUAUAAAUGUACCAAAUCACAUUGUAAACAGUGUGGGGGGUAAAGAAGUUGAAUUAAAGGUAUAAUCAUCAAUCUCUUUAGGGGUCUAUAGAAAGUGAAUAAGAAAAGUAUAAUUAUGACAAGAGGCAAGCAAAGCAGACCACUCAGCCAGACUCCUGCAUUUAUCCCCCUUACACUUGGUGUCUUGACAACUAACAAAAACACCUUUCCUCCGGUUUUCUACUUUGAAGAAAUGCAAUAUGUUUGAUUGAAAUGUACUGUAGACGACGAGCAGAAGAAACUGUAGUAAACUGUUAAUACAUGUGUGGUACUAUAAGAACACCAAUGGAUUGGUGGUGUUCCUCUCACAAACGUGUAUCAGUGUGCAAAUAGAAUGUCAAUCAAGCAAAAUGGCUUUUUGGAGAAAUACACAAUAGUAUUGUAGCACCAAUUGUAAUAUUUAAAUGGCUUUAUAGUUGUAAUAUCACAGUGCACCUGCAACAUUCCAAGGGCAAUAUAUUGUUAAAAGGGGGAGAUGGGUUGGGGAAGAGAAACAUAAUGCUUGUCUAGUAAUGCUUGGCAUGAGAUGAGUGCACAGAUAGCAUGGUAGUCUUCCACAGAGAACACAUACACAUGAGAGAGAGGUGUUUUCUGUGGCAGUUGAAGCAUAAAAAACAUUUAUUUUUCUGUAUCAUCCCAGUGGCCUGUUUUCUAAACACCAUCACAGAGGGAGAAGAGAUGUGAAUCACACAUGAAUAAUGUAUGCAUCUUUCCAAAUAUUGUCAAGCACACUAGAACCCUUUAAUUUGCUUGAGCUUUAAGCUCCACUGAAAUUGACCUUUUCCCACUAUCUCCUAUACAGCCAGUGAAAAGCCCUAUGGGCUCUAGCAUGUAUUUCCUAUAGGCCCUAUGGGAUGUAUGUGUAUUUCCUAUAGGCCUUAUGGGAUGUAGAAAUGAUAUCAUAUGUUCAGCUUGUGGCUCAGGAGAUAUGAGUAGUAAAGCCAGUGACUUUGACUGUGAAGGUUACUAUUGAAAAGCUUACAUUGCGCAUGCAAACAUGCCAUGAUCAAUUGUCUCUGUGUGUCAUUUAGUGCUUUGUGAUAAUAUGAAACGUAAACCCAUCAUCCACAUUAUUAUCUCCCCGCGUCUGCAAACAACAACAACACCAGAAGGAAAGUCAGAGAGACAGCUUGUCUCCCAGAUCUGGGCUUUGGGAUAAAGAAUGAAUUAUUCAUCAUCGUUUUUUUCUGUCGCAUAAUACUUAACAUUCCUUUCCUGUCUGUUGAGAGAAACUUCCCUGUGCUUGCAGCGUGCUCACUGCUGUACCCGUUGGUAAACAGAGGUUUUGAUACAGUCACGUUGGGUUCAUCAGGGUGAGGACCCUUUCCACUAGUUGUGUUGCUCUGUCAUCCAACUCCACCUCUCAUGGCCAGACUGCAGCUAAAUGAUGAUGUAUUACCCUGUCCCCCAGAGAUGAGAGGUCUCCUUUCACUCUCAUGGAUGAAGCAGUCAAGCACUCUACAGCCUAAUUACAUAACCUUCAACUGGACAGACAUUUAAAUACCAUCUGACUGGAGACUCUGAUGGAAUAGAUUCUACUCAGGUUACCAGUGACUGCAUAAGCCCUUUUUUGUUAUGUGAGACAAACGUUUGUCAGCAACCUUUGGUUUAAUCAUUGUUGCUGUUUAUUCAUGAUUACGAAUCCUGAUUCCCUGCUCUUUAUCUAUAUGACACUACAUGUCUUCUAAUGACUCACCAUCACUUUGUUUCUACCUAAUGUGGAAUAAAAAUGUCAUGCAAUCAGUUUAUCUGCAGGGGUUGAACCUGUCUAGCAGAGUCUGACCUGAGCUAACCUCACAGCAGUGUGGCCUGCUAUGAGGUGGGGUUGUGAAGGGGUUAGCGCUGUGUAGUGUAUGGUUCAGGGUGGAUUACACUGUAAUGUCAGGAGGCUGAUCUGAACCCUGAACCUGUUAGUGGUGGUGGGGCAGUACUGUAUGCUGACUUCAUAAUUAGCCGGCUCCUAAUCCUUCCCCAGUGGUUCUGUAUCUGCCCAACCUCACUUAGAUUCUCCCUGUACUCCUCUGGACAAUACAGCAGAUCAAUGUGUAUGUGUGAGAGAGUGUGUGCGUACAUGUGCUCAUGUACAUGUGUGUGUGUGAACAGUGUAUGUUUCUGUCUGUGUGAGUGCAUGCGUGGGUUACUUUACCAGCAUACUCAACCUGCCACCGUACGUACCCAUGAGGAUUAAGUGGCAACUCACAAUAGCGGAGAGCUGUAUGAGUGACAGCUGUAACUCAGCCUCUCUGGGGAGAGAUUGGGAUCCAGCUCCCCAGACCACUGGUCCUCUCAUCACACAGCCUCCUUCCCUCAGCAGCACACAGGGUUUAGUGUUGCCUCACAUUAUUCACUGCUACAGUAAUCCUCAUGCACUUCUCCUGAGGUGGAUACCAGGCUUUAUUGAAAUGAUGGAUUGUUUCAAUGUGUUGCUACUGCGCAUAGCUGUGUGAAUAUAUCUACUGUACUGUAUGUUUUAUGGAUGUCUGAGGAGGCUACAUGUUUUCAUGCGGCCACCUCUUGCUGACUCUGUGGUAUCACUUGGCCUGGUCAGGCUCACAGAGCGGGGUAGGGCAAAUAUGUGGAAUAUGACACGCUAUUAUCCAUUUUAACAAACAUGCUGGGCAUGUUCCAUCUGCAAAACAAUUAAGCCAAUUUAACCUCCGCAGCCUGUAUGAUAAUGGGACUGCAUUGAGAUUGUCUCUAGCCCAGUGCGGUCCCUGUGCCUGUUGUUUCCACUGAUUCUCUUUCCCCCUCCAAUGUCUCUGUAAGUGCAGUGAGUCGGAACAGGGCGAGAUAAUAGGUUAUGAUGGUGAUGUGCUGGUUUGAUGUGAUCAGGAUAUGUUUUGAAUCAUUUACAAUGGAACUGCUCAGAUAAACCAGUAAUGACUUCCUGGGGCUCUAAUGAAAACAUGCCGCAAUUACUUUACCUAGGGUUUGGCUAAUGUGCUAAUUGGUACACUUGGUGGGUACUAAGUGUAUAGCACAAUAGCACUGACCUGGCUUACAUAAACAGAGCCAUUUAACACCCUCCACUUUGACGGUUCUGUUGUGAUUUGUCAACCCAUAUGUACCUGUCACCCUUGUCUGAUUAUUGAUGAUGUUAGCUAGUUGAUGAUGAAAACAAUGUUCAGUAGUAGUUAAGUCCUCUCCUACAACUUAUCAAUAUUGAUUGAUGGGAAGAAAUGUAUAUGGUGCCAAAGAAAAUGUAAAACACCAACGGCUCGAGCUAACAGCUGUCAGAAGGCAUCUUUAGAGAGGUUUCUUGUAAAAGCUUUCACAGAGUGGGAUUCUGGCGAUGAACAAGUAUCUGGCUUCCUGCUUAGGUUAUAUUCUUUGCAGAGGAUUGUAGCAUACUACUAUAGCUGUUCUUUCCCCCAAGUUGUGUGUCCUCGUCCUUGAUCAUUGUAGAGCAUGUUUCAGUAAUUUGAUUCAUACUUUGGAUCAAAACUCAACCAAAUUUGUAUCAACUUGGGAGUUAAAUCAUGUCAGUCAAGGUGCUGUAGGAAGCAUUUCUUAAAAACCCGAGCAGUUUAGUAGUGAAAUGAAGGCCCUCCCACUGGGCACACACUGGUUGAAUCAAUGUUGUUCCACGUCAUGUCAAUGAAAUGGCGUUGAACCAACGUGGAAUAGACGUUAAAUUGACGUCUGUGCCCAGUGGGCUGUCUGUUUUCAUGAAGGCUUUUUCCCCAAGCAGCUCAUCUUUAAACAUUUUCAAUGAAGUCUUCACAUUAUCGAGUCCAUUAUCCACCAUUUCAAUGUUUUCCUUCCCACUUUAGGACUAAUUCUAAAGCAGAACAUCCACAUUGAUAAUCAAAGCGCGUUCUCUUCACUUUCAAACUUGAAAGGGAGUUGGGGAGAACUUUGAAGUGCACUCAUGGGCCUGAGUUGAACUUUGGUUCUCCCCCACUCACAUAGAUCAGCCGCACAUCAACCCACCACCUCCGCCUCUGCUGUAAACCAGUAGAUCAGGCCAGAGUGACGCCAGCACAGAGGUCAUCUGCUCCCAGAUCAAGCUGCACCAGGACCCUCUGUUAGGGGGAAAACACGCCAUCCCACCUGCCAAAUAAAUCACAGCAGAGUUCAACAAAGCUUUUGAUUUAGUGAAUGCACACAGUGGUAUUUAGUAACAAUACAAGUCAUUGAUUCGAAUCGCUGUGGUGCCAACCUUGAUGUAUAUGUAAUUACGGAUGAUUGAGUGUCUGAAGCCGCAAAAUAUGGGAAGGGAUUAUGCAAAUGAUUGCGUAAGAGAAGCCUAAUGAGAUUUUCCAAUGCUCAAGGCGACAGCAGGAGGUAUGAUGGGACCUGUCAUCAUCUGUUAUGACAUAGCCAUAGGAUAUGUUGCUGUUUAGGUUCAAGCAGGAUGUUUCCACCAUCAUCAGAGGAGAAGUCAAGUCAAUAACUCAACAGAAUAGAAAGACCAUGUUUGGGCUCGCAACACCAGUGACAUGUGGUUAAGGUUUUGGAACUUCAACUAUACAACUGUAGGAUUUUAGCUACACAAAUUGACUGCUGUCAUCGGGCUCUUUCCCAAAAAUGAUGUUAUUUCAUGAUGUGUUCAUAGGGCCUAAAAGUAGCCUAGAUUAAUAUUUCAGGUAAGUAUUUGAAUUCAUCAAUGCGGUAUGUGAUUUACAAAUAAGUGUUGACAGCUGAAACUUGAUUUGUAGAUGGACAAAACAGCCAGAGUAAAUCCAAGGAAAGAUUUUUUGAGGUCUUGACAUUCCCUGAGCAUCUUUUACUUACAGCACUGUGGUCUGUGGCUCUGGUCUAUCUGUUUUAUAUGUGCUGAUGCAUUGUAGUUUUCCCGUAGCUUCUACCUUAUUUAUCUCACCUUUAAAAGUGAUACAGUGUGCUGCUGAUUGAAAACAGCUUGAGAGAUCCCAGCCAGUUGCUGUCCUUUAAGGCCUUCUUUCAUGCUGAGAUUGUUUUGGUUCCCAUGGAAACCAUGCCAUAUUAAAUAGCGUAGCACAAUGUGCUUGAUUUCUUUUUGUGAGAAAAUACAAGUCUUUAGUUUGAUCAGGUGGACAGUUUCUGACUAGACAGUGGUCUUCCUCAUCACCUAAGGAACAUGUCAAGGCCAGUAAAGAUGGACUUGUCAUGAAUGUGUAUUUUGAUUAAGGUUAGAACAGUAUAGCUAUUAUUUCAAUCUAGAUUACGUGAGUAAUGUAGCAAUGUACAGGUAAGUGCCAAAAUAAAGGAAGCACUUGAGUAAAUGAGUUGAAAACAGGUGCUUCAACAAAGGUGUGGUUCGAUUAGUUAAUUAAGCAAUUAGCAUCCCAUGCUUAGGUUCAUAUAUAUGGGAGAUUGGGAAUGGGAGAUUAUGGAGUGGCGCUUGAGACAGCAUUUUACACCACCAUCAACAAAACACCAAAUUAUGGAAUUUGUCAUGGAAGAAUGUUGUUGUAUUGAAGCUGUUCUGGUAGCUCAGUUUCCCAAUGCCCUAUUAAGACACUAUGUUGGUGUUUCCUUUAUUUUGGCAGUUACCUGUAGGUGAUAUGAAACUAAUGGCUUUUGACGUUGACAGCUAAAUCGAAAGAAGAUCCUCAUCAGCAAGACGCACAGUGUGUUCUUUCUCAAAAGGUCAUCUCAGUCUUGGUUAGGGAAAUAUAUCUGAGCUACACAGGCUUUGGGGCUUGUCUGAGGCAGGGAGAAGCAGAUUCACUGUCUUUUCAAGACGACUGGCGGGCAUUUACGCAGGGUUAUGAAGAGGCCUGAGUCGAGGUAUAACUUUGUCUGCAUCUCUGUUACUGGAGGCACUGCAGAAGAGGGUUAUGUGGUAUUUAUGGUUUCAAGAUCCUUAAUUUCACCUACGUUGCCAUUUGUCAUCUUCCAUAUUCUGGAAACACCUCAUGGGCUUUCCAUUUUUGGAACUUGUCCUCAAGCAAAAUUCACUCUGAUUAAUCCUCAGAUUAAAUUUGGGAGGACUAUUCAACUUUUCGCUUUCCACAGAUCUAUAUUAUUUUGUGUCCAUUUUACUCUAGUACCAUAGUCUACACAUAGCAGAUAUAUUCCUUAUCUCCCGCUGAGCCGGGAUGCUCAACCAUUUGACUUAUAUCACAGAGGAGUGAUAGUAAUGUAGACCGCAAAGGCUGUCUGAGGCUGUUUGAUGUGCAGUCCAUGAACAAAUGUAAGCUGUGCUCAGAGUAGCCUAUCCCAAAUUCAUAGUCAUGUGAGAAACUAAGGGGCAAGGUUUACUUACUUCUAAUCAAGUGAAGACAUCAUUUUAUGUUCAGUCUUUGGCUACAGUUGCAUUUUGUAAAUGUCACGUUCUCACAAGGAAUCUUGAGAAACUUUACGAAAAUUCAAGUGCUCUAUUUUCCCACUCAUUUAAGGUGUUUUUAAUGCUCUGGUUUCUAUCUAUACUUUAGUGUACGGUUUCACAAACUCGGUCCUGGGGCCCCCCUGGGUGCACGUUUAGUUUUUUUCCCUAGUGCUACACAGCUGAUUGAAAUAACCAACUCACCAUCAAGCUUUGAUUAUUUAAAUCAGCUGUGUAGUGCUAGGACAAAAACCAAAAUGCGCACCCAGGGCAGGAGGGGAUGGGGGGGUUGGAAACCCUGCUUUAGUGGACGCUUUACACCCUAGUCUGAGAUGAUGCAUAUUAAAAUGACCUUUCCAAAUGUGAUGCUUCUCAGAUAUGAAUAUAAUUUCACUCCUCUCGAGAGAUCAGCAGUUAUAAAGCUCCUGCAUAAUGUUUUUGGAAACAUCCUAAGCACUCACUUUUGGGAAGUUAUAAAGUAAUUUUAUGUAUUUCAGAACUCUCCGUAAGCUGACAUAAAUGAUGCAUCCACAGUAAAUCUGGUGUAAUAGGUGAUCCUGUUGGUCUUUUCAUUGCCAGUGUGGCCUCUACACUAAAAGUUACAGGUCACACUUCCCAGUUUAAUGUCUCCACCACAACAUUUACAGUCCUUGGUUUUCCUCAAACUUCUGGAUAGUCUUCUAAUGCCAUAUUUUUAUCAAUACCUAACAUCAUUGAGAUUUUUUGGGACCAUGUGAGAAGAUGCAUGUUUUUAAGGCUGCUGCAAUGUCUACUUGUCUUAAUUGAGCUCUAUAGGAAUCUUACAUCCCUGAUUAGGGUCAGUUUAUCCCUGGUUAGGGUCAGUUUGUCCCUGGUUAGGGUCAGCUUGUCCCUGGUUAGGGGUCAGUUUGUCCCUGGUUAGGGUCAGUUUGUCCCUGGUUAGGGUCAGUUUGUCCCUGGUUGGGGUCAGUUUGUCCCUGGUUGAGGUCGGUUUGUCCCUGGUUAGGGUCAGUUUGUCCCUUGUUGGGUUCAAUUUGUCCCUGGUUGAGGUCGGUUUGUCCCUGGUUAGGGUCAGUUUGUCCCUGGUUGGGGUCAGUUUGUCCCUGGUUAGGGUCAGCUUGUCCCUGGUUGGGGUCAGUUUGUCCCUGGUUAGGGUCAGUUUGUCCCUGGUUAGGGUCAGUUUGUCCCUGGUUGGGGUCCGUUUGUCCCUGGUUAGGGUCAGUUUGUCCCUGGUUAGGGUCAGUUUGUCCCUUGUUGGGGUCAAUUUGUCCCUGGUUGAGGUCGGUUUGUCCCUGGUUAGGGUCAGUUAAUUAUUUAACAAACAGCCUCUGUUUUACAGACACUGGAUUUGGGACGUCAAUUGUUUCUGAGAACAGCUAUUUUCUCUGUCUAAUACUGUAUGUUUUUAGAAUUCCUGGGUGUAAGGGUUUCCUGUCUGGGCAAAAGAAAGCUGGCCAUUGAACAAUAAUCUGGCCAGCAGUGUGCCUUGGGGCAUGCAGUGAGACACUGCCAUGAGCAAGAAAAUGUGUGAUCUAAUUUAGGGCCAGCGAGGCGUUCAAUCUUCUCUCUGCGGACUGUUGGCACUCCACACCAUUCAGUUUCUUUGUUUUGGAGAAAGCUGCUUUCACUGCGGUUCAAAAUGUAUUCUGUCCAUGCCAUCAGGGUCAAACCCAGCAGGAGAUGCCAUGCAACAGUUUAUUCUGCUUCCCUGUCCCUGAUGGUUUAAAUCCAUUUGUGUUUGUUUGUGAGGCUGAGAUUCUGUGAACUCCUGAAUCACAACAUUGGAGAAAAGGCUAAGAACAGGCCAUGUUGUGUAUGGUCUCUUUUGAGCUUCUUUAGAUGAUCAAAUGUACUGUACUUUAUUGUACUGUAUUGGUCAGAUGUCCUUGCAUGGUUUUAUGAUGGGACAUAAACCUACUACCUUGCGACAUUCUCUCUUCCACCCUCCACAAUGCCAGGAAAUUAAAUCAAAUAUGGACAAGACGUCAUACCAUGUUUUGGUAUGUAAAUGUUUUGGUAUGUAAAUGUAUGGGCACUGAUGCUCUAAAUGAUUGAAAUCAUAAUACUUUGCAGAUCAACUGAUCAAACCUACUGAAAUUGUUACUCUAUGCCUCUUAAGCAUACAUCCUGUAUACAAAUGUACAGUAUGCAUCAUGGUGGGAGAGAGGGAGGAAGAACCUGCAUUACUAUUAUUGUUAUAGAUAUUUUCAGAAACCCAGAACCCUGUCUUUCAACUCAUUCUGCUCAGUGCCUGGAGGGCUGCUUCUAAAGAUCAGAGCUGUUCCUUAUCGCCCAAACACACUUUCUGUUUUAGCCUGUAAUGCUAUAACACAAUGUGUCCCUGAAGUGAAGCGUGGCCUUUCAAACGUCACCUUGGAGUAGAUGUGAAGAGUGGCUCAUUGUGGCCCGCAGCUCUCUGCUCUGUUUUAUCCAGAGCAAGGUGAAGGAAGAGCAGACUGGCUUUGAAUAUUAACCUUAUUCUUAUUCUAGUCCAAGUACUACUACCAUUUUAAAGAUAGCAGUAAGCGCUAGCUGAUGACAGGUUGAUGUUUAUUGUCAUGAAUCUUGCCCUGGAGGCAGAACUGAGGGAUUUCCGCUAGAUGUACCAGCUGCUAAAUAGUUAGUUAAAUAGUUAACCUACUGUAUAGAGUACCACAGUAUGAGUCAUAAUAACCAUAAAAUCUAGUGGUCAAACAUGGAAAUGGUUCCAAUCGUUUUCCACCAUCCAUUCAUUUAAGAAACACCUCAAAUAAGUGCUGUGUUUCGUGUAGGCUUACCCUUGCGUGACAUUUUGAUAACCGUGUCAAUUUCUCUGAGACAAGGUGACUUUUAUCAAUAUAUUCGACUGUAACACCUCUAAUGUGGAGCUCUAUAGCAAACCGGACUAUCUGCGUUGACCCUUUUUGCACUAACAUGUUGCUGUUUAUUAUAUAUUCUGUUGCCUAGUCACACUAUCCCCAUCUAUAUGUACAUAUCUACCUCAAUUAUCUCGUACUCCUGCACAUUGACUCUGGUACCGUGUGUAUAUAGCCAUUGUUACUCAUUAUGUAUUAAUUCCUUAAUUCCUUAUUUUUCUAUUAUUUAUGUUUUUUCUCUCUGUAUUGUUGAGAAGGGCCCAUAAGUAAGCAUUUCACUCUUAGUCUACACCUAUUGUUUACAAAGCAUGUGACAAAUACAAUUUGAUCAUUUACAAAGACAAAAUUGUCUAUAUUUAAAAAAUAUAUGAAAACAAAAAUGAUCUUUUUAUUAAGAUUAGGUUAGGGAUUAGGGUUAGCAGUGUGGUUAAAAUCUGAUUUUAUGACUUUGUAGAUGUGCCAGCAAGUGACUACUUUGCAGAGCUGCCUCCAGGGCAAGAUUCAUGACAAUAAAUGCUUGCUAGCUGAUGUGGAACGCCAGAUCAUAUAGGAUGGGUAGGGGUUGAGGCCUGCACUGUAAGGUCCUUAUCAUAUCACCACUUCUCAGGGAUUUGGAUUAGGGGAGUAUUAUCUGUGGAAUCAACCUGUGAUUUUGACAUUAUUGAACAUACAAUUUAUUUUCAGAUGUAAUUUCAUAUGUACAGUAUUAUACAGCUAACUGCCAAAAUAAAGGAAACACCAACAUAGUGUCUAAAUAGGUCAUUGGGCCACGACAAGCCAGAACAGCUUCAAUACACCAUUGCAUAGAUUCUACAAGUGUCUGAAACUCUAUUUGAGAGAUGCAACACCAUUUUUCCAUGAGAAA